Molecule: messenger RNA, 618 nt
Organism: Closterium sp. Naga37s-1
Lineage: Eukaryota; Viridiplantae; Streptophyta; Zygnematophyceae; Desmidiales; Closteriaceae
Source: the annotation of a GenBank genome assembly
AUGACGCAGCCUAAAAACAUAAUUCGUCUCUCUGCUUCCCAGCUCUCUCCUCAUCGUCCCUGCUCUCCCCGCAUCUUUUCCGUUCUCCCCGCAUCUUCUCCGUUCUCCCCGCAUCUUCUCCGCUCUCCCCGCAUCUUCUCCGUUCUCCCCGCAUCUUCUCCGUUCUCCCCGCAUCUUUUCCGUUCUCCCCGCAUCUUCUCCGCUCUCCCCGCAUCUUUCCCGCCCUCCCCUCAUGCCCCCCUCUCUCCCUUCAUCCCCCCAGCCCCCCUUCAUAUCACCGCCGCGCUCUCUUGCUCUCUUCCUUCACGCCCACCCUCAUCUCCCUUCCACUCCCCCCUCGUUCCCCAUCUCUCCCCCACCUCCCCUCUUCCCGCAUUUCCGACUUACCCGUGUUCCCCUCCCCCCACCAUACCUCAGUUUCCCUCCCCCCCCCCCCCUCACGCCUCCUCUCCCUCCCGAUCCGCCCCUCAUCUCCCUCCCCUCCCAUACCACCGCAACCCCAUCACCCCUCAUCUCCCUCACUCCCCUUCCCCCUCUCUACAACCUAACCUCCCAACAUCCCCCUUUGCUCUCCCCUCAGCUUGCCCCCACUCACCCUUCAUCUUCCAUGUCUUUUGA